CCUUGGAAAGCCGAUUUAAGGAUGGGACUGGACCGAAAUGGCAUAAGACCUGAAGUUUCGCUUGGCGCCGUCCCCCACCUCCUCUGGUCAGUCACUUCCUCUGCUUCCGGAGACGACUUCUACCUCCCUGAAACGUUGGUUUUGGUGAAGGAUUUUUCAGCCGUUUCUAACUCAAGAUUCAUUUCUACAAGUGCACAAUGGCCUCCAACAAACAGGACGUGCAGCUCAUCCUGGAGGGACUUGUCUCCAUCGCUUCCCUUGGUCUACAGAACAUAGAUCUAGAGGAGAACUACCAAGUCAUCCAGGAGCUUGGACAUGGUGGAUACGGUUCUGUGCUCAUGGUGAAGGAGAAGAAAACAGAUCAAACAAUGGCAGUAAAGCUCCUUCAUAGGAAGAAGACAACUAAAUAUUCUUUCCUUAUGGAGUUCAGUACAUCAUUCUUCUUGUCAUCCCAUCCCAAUAUUAUUGGUAUAUAUGGAACCGCCUUUAAGACCAAUGACUAUUUUGCCUACACCCAGGAGCUGGCGACAUAUGGAGAUCUCUUCUCCCUGAUUCCACCUCAUGAUGGACUCCCAGAAUACAUGGUGAAGAGAUGUGCGGCGCAGAUCUCCAGUGCCCUGGAAUUCAUAGAGAGUAAGGGGCUGGUUCAUAUGGACAUCAAGCCUGAGAACAUCCUGGUGUUCCAUAAGGACUGCCACCUCAUCAAAAUUACAGACUUUGGUCUUUCACAGAUGAAGGGAACAAUAACCAACUCAAAGUCUGGCACUAGAUUAUUUAUGGCGCCGGAGAUGAGGCAACUUAUCGACCAGGACACUUUGGUUAUAGACUCCUCUCUGGAUGUUUGGUCCUUUGGUGUUGUACUUUACUGCAUGCUGACAGGGGAAUCUCCAUGGCAAUCAGCAGAUCCAUCAGACCAAGAAUUUUGUAAUUUUGUUGAGUGGCAGAAUAAUUUUGGGAAUAUGGAGCCUCCGUCUCCAUGGGGUAGACUUUCACCUGAGGCACUGACAUUGUUCAGCGGUCUUUUAGCCAUAGACUGUAAUAGACGGAGUAAAUGUACUGAAGUAUUUAUGUUCCUGUAUGAAUGCUGGAAAGAAGAAUUUUCUGGGACAUCUGAUCCAGUAGAUGCUACGGAAGUAAAUUCAUCUGAGGAGUCUGGAACAACAAAUGUGUCCCACAGUAGUGUUUCCACUACAUCAAUAUUAAGUAGUAGGUCUUACUAUUUGAUCUCUGACAGGUCUCAUGGCGAGGAGCAUCCAGAUCAUUGGAAAGACAACAUCCAGUAUCCAGCAGUGUUUAUGGAUGAUGAGAUCUCAGUCUAUGUCGGAGCAGAGGUGGAAAUUGGAUGA
Molecule: messenger RNA, 1346 nt
Organism: Hyla sarda
Lineage: Eukaryota; Metazoa; Chordata; Amphibia; Anura; Hylidae
Product: serine/threonine-protein kinase SBK1-like
Exons: 5
Coding region: 198-1346 (382 amino acids)
Biological process (GO): peptidyl-serine phosphorylation; peptidyl-threonine phosphorylation
Molecular function (GO): ATP binding; protein serine/threonine kinase activity
Source: RefSeq, a predicted model, not a curated record